AUGCCACGACUGGCCGCCGCUGCAACGUACGAGCCUGUACGCACCUAUAAGUGCGUGCAGGGCGUGGAGCGUUGGCCACCGGCGUGCGAAGGUCGCGCUGAGGCAGUCGCGCCGCACCAAACCGCCCGGCGGGGGCAGCAGUAGCCGCACAGACAAGGAGGCCGCUGAGGCUGCCGCGUCGCGGGGAAGCAACAGCACCCAAAAAUGCCGAACUGACGCUCCUGACACGGCUCGGCGUGUCGCGUCGCGCCCGCGCCGGCGACGCCGCAGCGCCGGGGCAGCUCCUUCGACGAUGCGUCUGCCGGGCUGCCCCACGACGCCGACACGUGGACGGUCGACGAGGUCGGAGGAUUUCUCGCGCGGCUCGGCGCGUCGGAGGCGCUUGUCCGGCACUUCGCCGCGGAGUGCAUCGACGGCGAAGCUUUGCUCUUGCUGACGGAAACACACCUGGACAAAUAUUUUGAAGCCGAAUCCGCUCUGGGCCUGCGCCUCAAGCUCCUGAAGGGCAUCGACCGGGCCAAGCACCACCGCCACGACGGCAUCCUGAGUCCCAUGUCGCAGAUGCUCGGCGCCGGCUUAGCUACCGCGGGCGCCGUCGCCGGGGCGGCGGCGGUCGUGGCCUUCGGCAGCGAUGGGAACGCGCCCGACUGGCAAGUGAAAGGCUUCAAGCAGGCGCGGGACGUCGUGACCGGCGUCGCCGUCGGCUACGAGUCCAUUCUGCUCGUGGGAGGUGUCUUUGUGUCGUGGAUUCCCCCGGGAGCGCAUCUCAUCGUGCUGCUGCCGGUCGUCUUUGGUCUAGCGUUUGAGGUGUUGGUUUACUUUAAGACCUGACCCCCCUCGGGUAAGAAGGGCGGCCAAUGCAAGGGCAAGUCGCAGAAGGAACAUGACGCGCUGCUGGAAACGGCGACGAGCGAUCCGCGCCUCGCGUACAACUACGCGCAGACGGAGGACGGCGACGCGGACGUAGCCCAAGGACGGAAGGUCCAGGAGCGCACAGUGCGCGUGAUGCGGUUUUCGCUCUUCCUGGGGCUUCUGGUCGUCGCGGGCGUCUUCCUCGGGUUCUUGCUGGGAGGGCUCCUGAAGGAUAAAGCGACGCUGAUCAUCGCGUGCAUCAUGUUCCCUCUGGCCUUCCUGUUGGUUCUUAUGCUGAACCUCAAAUACGCGCUCGGCGUGAGCAAAGACGACCAGGCUGACUUCGACAAGCUCUACCGCGCGACCGACGCGGAAGCGCCCGCGCCGGCCGCGGAACCCUAG
Molecule: messenger RNA, 1254 nt
Organism: Pelagomonas calceolata
Lineage: Eukaryota; Pelagophyceae; Pelagomonadales; Pelagomonadaceae
Source: the annotation of a GenBank genome assembly